AUGGAAGCACGGCCCACGUCGCCGCUGGAAGACAGCGGGGCACACGUCUCACAGCGCUUCCACUUCAAGCCGUACACGCCUGUAUCGACCGACGACCACGACGACGAGGUCGCUCGGCAUGACGGCCCCUUGCCUGCGCCCGUAUCGCAGCCGCUCUCGCGCUCGCCCAAGGGUGGCGGCGGCGGCGGCGGACCGGGGCAUGUAACCGCAUGGAUUCCCUUUGCAUGCCUGUGGAUCGUGCGCUGGAUCACGCUGCGAUGGAAGACGAUCGUCGCCGUCGUCACGUUCGGCACCGUAUGCGCCCUGGUCCUCUUUCACAUGCAGCGUCCCGAGUGGCGCGAGAUGGCGUACUACCGCGUGGAUCCGAAUGCGCGCGUCCCACGCGACGCACACGGCGCGAUCGUGUCGGAGGCGCCUCGGCACCGCACCUUCCCGCCGCAGUUUGAUCGGUGUCCCGGCCCGCAUGGCAAGCUCGUGCCUCUCUCGCCGCUCCAGGCGCACCCGACGCCAGCGACGCAUCCCCAGCCGAUUGUCGGCAAGUUUGAGCUCGUCGGUCUCGAUGGCAGCCAGUGCAUUACGUACGCGGAGCGGUACAGCAUGUACACGGACGAGGCGCUGGGCAUCACGUACCGCCUGCCGGACGAACUGCUGCCGCGCACAAAGGCCUUGUUCGACGAGGACCCCGACGAUCCUCGGGCCAUGCGCGAGCAGCAGCGGCCCGAUGUGCGCGAGGCGCGCGAGCGCCUCGGCUACGACCCCCUGCACGGCCUGCCGUACCCUGAGCACAUGCCGACGCGUGAGUACGAAGAGCUGCUGCGAACGCGCCUGAUGCAUGCGAAUGCGCGGCGCCCCGACGAGGCCUUCGCGCCCGACUGGCGCGCGCUGAUGGACGCGUGCUAUGCGCAGCGUGGCGCCGCGAACCGGACGUCGUCGCCGCAUGAGUACCUGACGAACCCGGCCAUGAAGCGCACGGCGAUUGUGAUGCGCGCGUACGAGGGCUAUCCGUGGCGCGAAGACGACAUACUGAACCUGCGCGCGAUGAUCAGCGAGCUGUCGCUGAACAACCCCCAGACGCCGUACGACGUGCGCAUCCUCGUCGAGGUCAAGGACCCGAAUCUGAGCGUGUUCACGUCCGAGUGGGACCGCUACCGCGUGCUUGCGUCGAGCGUGCCGCGCGAGUUUUGGGGCCUCGUCGAGCUCUGGUCGGAAAAGCAGCUCGAGGUGCUGUAUGCGGGCCUGCCGGGCAAGUUUAUCAACAACAUGAUUGCGCAGACCUCGUACCGCGCGUGCCUCAUGGCGCUGCAAAAGUUCUGGCUCGACCACCAGGAGUACGACUAUGUCUACAACUGGGAAAUGGACGUGCGCUACAUCGGCAACUACCUCGACUUUUUCGAGGGCAUCGAGGCGUACGCGCGCCGCGAACCGCUCGCGCCCGGCAUGCUCAAGUACGACACAUGGUACAUGCCCGGCGUGCCCGCGUCGGAACAGAUCUGGAUGUCCGACGACGCGCGCGACACGACCAAGGUCGGCGAGGAGGCCGAUCUGAUCACGCUCGGCCCCAUUUUCGAUCCACGCGGCAGCGGCUGGUACUGGACGCACGACGUGCAAAACUACCCGCUUGGCUGGGACACGCACCGCCGCGCCUCGAUCGGCACGAACAUGCGCAUGAGCCGCGGCCUGCUCGAGGCAAUGAACGUCGUCAACGCCGAGGCGAAGAAGUCGCUCCACUGCGAGGCUUGGCCCACCACGCUCGUGCUGCACUCGCAGCUCCCGCCGUCCCACAACCACUCCUUCUACCCCGAGGCCGGCUUCACGUACUCGCUCCCGCUGCCCUUCAAGGGCGUGUUUGCUCCUCACCCCAUCUACUUCCGCCACGACUGGGACCGGCUCGAGCUGCACCAACUCCUCAACCGCCCCGACUUUUACGAAAAGCGGUACGAAAACCUCCACAAGGAUUCAUCGUUUUACUAUCACGCGCAGCACGCCAAGGAACUGUACAUGGGCUGGAAGCGACACGCCGACGUGUGCCGCGCGCCGUCCAUGCUGCACCCCAUCAAGCGCGUCGACUAG
Malassezia restricta is the source of this 2070-nucleotide messenger RNA. Its product is annotated as protein of unknown function (DUF3405). Bases 1 to 2070 code for a protein of 689 amino acids. NCBI's taxonomy places the organism in Eukaryota, Fungi, Basidiomycota, Malasseziomycetes, Malasseziales, Malasseziaceae. The transcript has a single exon. The record is from RefSeq and is a predicted model, not a curated record.